UUUGCCCCUUGGCUAGUCUGAAACUUUCAACGGAUUCACAUUCGAUUAAACAUUAAACCCACCUGAUACCUAUCUAUAUAUAUAUAUAGCAGUAGUAUUUCUCAUCAUCGAUCCCUGCUCAAAUGUGUAAACUGACAUAAACGGCAAGUCAAAAAGGAAGUGGAAAAUGGAGAAGAAUUACAACCUAACAAAAAAGUUCUUGUGCACUUUUCUCUCCCUCGUUUCCUCCAUUUCCUUGGUGCAACCAACUUCAGCUGCCACAACCCCGUCAGCCUACACAAACUUCGUGAAAACCAGAUGCAGCGCCACGACCUAUCCUGCAGUUUGCAUCAGAACCCUUUAUCCCUACGCCUCUUACGUCCAAACCAACCCCUUAAAGCUGUGUAAGACGGCCCUCAGCGUAGCCAUACAAGGCGCCAGCAACACAACCGCCAAAGUUUCAAAGCUGGCCUCUCGGAAAGGGUACUAUUCGCGCAUGGAAGCCGCAGCCCUCAAAGACUGCAUGUAUGAUGUGAAAGAUGCGAUUUCUGAGCUCAAGCAGGCUCUUAGUGCAAUGACACGUCUUGGAGGUGCCGACCGGCAGUUCCAAUGGGCUAAUGCCAAGACUUGGGGUAGCGCUGCCAUAACGGAUCUGGAGUCAUGCCUGGAUGGAUUUACUGGGAGAAAAAUUAGUCCUGCCCUCAGGGCAAAUAUCAAAAGUUUCGUAUUACCUCCACAAAAGCUUAUAAGCAAUGCUCUAUACCUAAUCAACCAUCUUUACUAGCAGUGAUUGAACUGCUUCUGUCUGUCGCAGUAAAUUGUUUGUCUGGAAUUAAUUUCUGGAUGGCUUUCACUUUUCACACAAUCUGCACUUCAUUUUGGUAGCACUAACAGCACUAUCAACAUGCACGCGACAAUUGUAAUUUAUGAAAUUCCAUAGGCAUGAUGGUAUUAUAAAUAAUAACAGUGGAGCUUAUGCCUCAUUUUUUUUUCCAAGUACGAGUGAUUCAAUCGUACACUUCUCAGUCUUUGUUGCUGCUUUAUUAUAUAGUCUAGUACAAAAUCUGCAAUACAUAUAGCUGAUCGAGAGUGCAGCCAACAUUGGCUCCCAACUGGUAGACUAGGGAAUUUGGUCUGGUGGAUAGGUUUUUGCCCAUUGCCGAUACGUACAUUUCCCAAAAAAGUGCUAUAGUUAGGAAUACUAGCCAACUUACAGAACCCAAAUUACAAAUUUGUAAGUUGGGAAGCUUAAAUGUCCAAGACUACAAUCUUGUUGGCCGUGGAAGCGUUGUUUGCUAAAUCCCUAACUUGUUGCAAGACCGGGUGUUGACGACUUACCAACGACUUGUAGCAAGCUUCCUCUUGAUUUGUGGCUAAAUCCAAUACAAAGUCUGCACAUUUUUCUUAUGCCAUCAUAUCCCUCAGCAGCUUUCAGUUUUGAACAUUUCUACAAACUCGUGCGGAACUUUUAAUUGCUGGAGAGUUUCUACGCUGUCACUCAUCUUACCCACGCAGUCCAACGAUGCAAUUUGCUGUUCUGGCCUCCAAACCCCUGACCCGCUGCUUUUGUCAUGAAGUUCCUGGCCUUGGACAAGGACUUUGACAGGACUUUUCGGUACCAUUCCAGCGAAUCAAAUUAAUGCAGGAAUCAACAUCGUGGGCUUUCUUGCAUAAGGCCUCUAGAUUCCCUUGUGCAGCAUCUGGGGAAGUUGCAGCUGGGGCAGCUGCCACCGCGACAUAUGUUGCAGAAAGGAACAGGAAUAGUGAUCAUGAAAGGGCGCCGCCUCUGGCCCUGUUUAAUAGUAAUUCCCUUAUGAAUAUGAUGGCACUUUCAAUAAUAAUAAUGGAAUUGUUUGGACAGAGUAUUAUUUGAAAUAUUAGUUGGAAUAAUUAUUGUAGUUUUUUU
Coffea arabica (coffee) is the source of this 1885-nucleotide messenger RNA. The record is from RefSeq and is a predicted model, not a curated record. Lineage: Eukaryota; Viridiplantae; Streptophyta; Magnoliopsida; Gentianales; Rubiaceae.